GGACAAGUUACCUUACACCACACUGGACAUUGGACACUAUACACUGUACCAGACACAGGACACCCUACUGGACACUGGACAAGUUACCUUACCCACUGGACAUUGGACAAGUUUACCUUACACCCCACUGGCCACUGGACAAGUUACCUUACCCACUGGACAUUGGACACUAUACACCGUACCAGACACAGGACACCCUACUGGACAUUGGACAAGUUUACCUUACACCCCACUGGCCACUGGACAAGUUACCUUACACCCCACUGGACAUUGGACACUAUACACUGUACCAGACACAGGACACCCUACUGGACAUUGGACAAGUUUACCUUACAUCCCACUGGCCACUGGACAAGUUACCUUACACCCCACUGGCCACUGGACAAGUUACCUUACACCCCACUGGCCACUGGACAAGUUACCUUACACCCCACUGGACAUUGGACACUAUACACUGUACCAGACACAGGACACCCAACUGGACACUGGACAAGUUACCUUACACCCCACUGGCCACUGGACACUAUACACUGUACCAGACACCAGACACCCUACUGGACACUGGACAAGUUACCUUACACCCCACUGGCCACUGGACACUAUACACUGUACCAGACACCAGACACAGGACACCCUACUGGACACUGUACACUGUACCAGACACCGGACAUGCUACUGGACACUGGACACUAUACACUGUACCAGACACCGGACACCCUACUGGACACUGAACAGUGUCUAUUGGCAGUCUAA
Molecule: messenger RNA, 753 nt
Organism: Lottia gigantea (owl limpet)
Lineage: Eukaryota; Metazoa; Mollusca; Gastropoda; Lottiidae
Exons: 1
Source: RefSeq, a predicted model, not a curated record